Lepisosteus oculatus (spotted gar) is the source of this 1736-nucleotide messenger RNA. Its product is annotated as protein phosphatase Mn(2+)-dependent 1K-like. The record is from RefSeq and is a predicted model, not a curated record. Lineage: Eukaryota; Metazoa; Chordata; Actinopteri; Semionotiformes; Lepisosteidae. Gene Ontology annotation, cellular component: cytosol; nucleus; mitochondrion. Gene Ontology annotation, biological process: peptidyl-threonine dephosphorylation. Gene Ontology annotation, molecular function: protein serine/threonine phosphatase activity; cation binding.
GAUCAAGCCGCAGAGACGUAAGAUAUAAAACCUUGCGUGCUGGACAGAGAGGUGUCGGUAGAGCGCUCUAGAACAUACCAGCUGCUCGGCAACGCAAAGGAGACCAAUUUGAUCCCCGUUUGUGGAGAGAAAAAAAAAGCUUGAAACGGUUAUGUCUGCCAUCGCCAUCGCAUUCUUCCGGCACGGCAGGGUUGUGGCCAGCCGAGCAGCGAGGAGCAGCGCCUCCCGGCCGAUGUCUCCUUGCCCCUCCCUCGCCCGCUGCAUCUCCUCCACCGGCGGGAGGAAGAACUUGGCCGCCGCGGCAGAAAGGCGGCUCCAGCAGCCGGCCGCCUGGGACAGUUUUGGGAUUUGGCUGGACGAGCCCGUAGUUCUGCCGCCUCGUUCAGGCGAGGGCGGACAGGCUCUGAAGAAAGCCAGUGUCCCCAGCUUUGGUUGCGCCAGUCAGAUGGGCAAGAGGAAAGAGAACGAGGACCGCUACAGGGUGGCCCAGCUGGCCGACGAUCUGUUCUUAUUCGCCGUUUUCGACGGGCACGGUGGGGCUGCCGCCGCCGAGUUCUGCUCCCGGCACUUCAGCCAUUUCAUCCAGAGAAACCUCCAGUUUGAGUCUGAUCUUGAGUCGGUCCUAGAGAAGUCCUUUCUGCAAAUCGAUGGUGCCUUUCUGCAGCACAUAUGCAGUUUAGGAGAAGAUCCCCCGCUCUUUGUUGGAACAACAGCAACAGUUGCUUUGCUACGGAAUGAGACGGAGCUUGUGGUUGCCAGCGUGGGAGACAGCCCAGCUGUCCUGUGUCGAGAAGGGAAAGCAGAGAGCUUAACCGAAGACCACAGUCCCAGGCGAAAGGAUGAAAGGCAAAGAAUUCUGCAGUGUGGCGGCAUCAUUGAGUGGAACAGCGCUGGUGAUCCUUAUGUAAAUGGGAGGCUGGCAAUGACGCGAAGCAUUGGCGACUUCCAGGUGAAGCCCUAUGGAGUGAUUGCACAGCCCGAGAUUACAACAGUGAAGCUGCAGCAUUCAAAGGACUGCUUCCUGGUUUUAACGACUGAUGGCGUCAGUGGGAUCAUGGAAGGACAGGAAAUGUGUGAUAUUGUGAAAAAGUGCCAGGACCCUUCAGAAGCUUCUCUUAUUGUAACUGAUCAGGCUUUGCUAUAUGGAACACAAGAUAAUGCGACUACUUUAGUGGUACCAUUUGGAGCUUGGGGAAAGUACAAGAAUGCACUGACCUCAUCAAGCUUUGGAAGAAUCAUGGUAGCCAGCUGCCGUUGGAGCUAACUGGACAGAUGACUGUUGUAAAGCUGUACUUGAUUUUGCAGUCUGAUUUAUGUAUAAAUACUGUGACAGGGUGGGGUUUUGAUAUUUUUCUAUAGCUGAAAGCAAAACUGGUUACUAUGCUGUUCCACUUUUGUGCUUAAAUGUGGAUCCGUAGCAAGCAUUUUCCUCUGGACCUAACAGGUUCUUAUGCAUUUUUCUUUCAAUUCAUAAGAAAGUUAAAGAUUUUUAGUGCCUUUAUGCACUUCAGCAUUAACAUCUGUCCAAAGUGGCUUUUAAAUUACUCAUUUAAUAUGGCUUUUAGUAGACUUUUCCAGUCCUGUAAAAUUCUUGCAUUUCUACUGUGAAACUGGAUGCCAGUUCUGGUAAAGGGAAUGUUUAGUGGAGCUGGAUGGGAGACUUGACGUGCACAGAGUAGCACAUCAGUCUCUUUAAAGAAUGCACAAGUGAACAGAAAUAAACCCCUUACAAAUCA